AUGACUCAAGGUAGAAUACCUCGGAACCCAGAAGGAGGCAUCAAUCAAGAGAAUCUGAAUCCCCCAAUGGAUGGAGGAUUAGCUGAAGCUGUACGUCUGCUGGCCGACGUGCUUAGACAACAACAACAUGAAGAGCCAUUGAAAGCCGAGAAAUGGAUUAUGGAUCUCGAAAGGACAUAUGAGAUCUGUGGUUGUACUGAGGACCAGAAGGUUCUAUAUGCUGGAUACCUAUUCCAAGGAGAAGCUGGAAUAUGGUGGGAUACACGGAGGCAGCUCCUAGUUAGGGAACUAGGAAGUCUCGCUACACUGUCAUGGGAGAGAUUUAAGGAAGAGUUCGACAACAGAUUCUUCCCGGAUUCUGCCAAACAGCUGAAGGCGCAGGAGUUCGCGAGUUUAACUCAAGGCAAUCUGACCGUAGAACAAUAUGCUACUAAGUUCAUGGCAUUAGGAAGGUUUGCACCACACUUGAUUGCUACUCAAAGGAUGCAGGCACAGAAGUUUCAAGCAGGACUUCAACCAAGGAUCCGUAGUCAAGUAGCUUGCCUAAGAAUAGAGAAUUACCAAGAGUUGGUAAAUGUGGCCGCGAUAGCAGAGGCUGAGCAGAGAGGUCUAGCAAUCCAGAUCAAUUCCGAAUGA
Messenger RNA from Juglans microcarpa x Juglans regia, 636 nucleotides. RefSeq lists its product as uncharacterized. Bases 1 to 636 code for a protein of 211 amino acids. NCBI's taxonomy places the organism in Eukaryota, Viridiplantae, Streptophyta, Magnoliopsida, Fagales, Juglandaceae. The record is from RefSeq and is a predicted model, not a curated record. The transcript has 2 exons.